CCGUGUUCAAAGCAGACGUAGUUGUCAAUCGAGAAUAUACUAUAAUAUUCUAGAAGUGAGUAAAAAGCCAAUAGAGAGAUCUUCGAAUUCGUCUACUCAGCUAUAAGUUGUCACUGAAGACGUUGUCAUUGAUAUUACAACAACCAUGGAAGGGAAAACCUCAACCGUUUUAUUGGCUGUGGAUAACAGUUCUAAUGCCGAAUACUGUAUGAAUUUCUACUUACAACGUUUACACAAACAAGGUAACAAAUUGGUGAUUUUGCACGUUCCUGAAUAUUGGGGUGAUAUGGCCAGAAUGAUGAGCCCAGCUAGACUGACGGAGGUUUACAACGAAUCUCAGAAACGGGCGAAAGUAAUUGGCGAAAAAUUUCACACCAUAGCUGCCAAAAACAGUGUUAGUGAUAUCGAAUUUGUGACAAAGGAUGGAAAUGACCCAUGGCAUGUUAUUGUCGAUGUUGCAAAAGAUAAAAAAGUUGAUUUCAUAGUUAUGGGUUCCCGAGGAAUGGACUUUCUGACGAGGGCUUCGAUUGGUAGCGUACAAGCCAAUCAAAUCGCUCCAUUCGAAGUUGGGUGUCUAUUCCAGUUAAGGUAUAAAACGAAGUUACUUCCUUCUCCAAUAUCUGAUUAA
Lottia gigantea (owl limpet) is the source of this 628-nucleotide messenger RNA. RefSeq lists its product as hypothetical. The record is from RefSeq and is a predicted model, not a curated record. Bases 146 to 628 code for a protein of 160 amino acids. NCBI's taxonomy places the organism in Eukaryota, Metazoa, Mollusca, Gastropoda, Lottiidae. The transcript has 2 exons.